CGGAUCCAGAGUGCAUCGGGAGCGCGCAGAGCCGCACCGGGAACGUGAAGCAGAGACAGAACAGACAGCAGGUCGGUCGAUGAGCGGAGAGACGGACCACAAAAAAAAAGUCCUGGCGACAGUAACAGCAGACCUGAAGCCUUGGUGUCUGUGGCGGCGUUUUUCCUUCUCCUGUGGACUAACGUUACGGGAAGUUUGAUUCAGCAACACAGACGAACGGACAGGGUCAGAAACGCUGUCCACCAUGUCGGGGAGCAGGGAGGAGGAGAGGAGGAAACUGGCCGACAUCAUCAACCACUGGAACGCCAACCGGCUCGACCUGUUCGAGAUCAGCCGGCCCACAGAGGACUUGGAGUUCCAUGGCGUGAUGCGGUUCUACUUCCAGGACCGGGUUGCCGGUAACUUUGCCACCAAGUGCAUCAGAGUGUCCAGCACAGCGACAACGCAGGACGUCAUUGAGACGUUAGCCGAGAAGUUCAGACCAGACAUGAGGAUGCUCUCCUCGCCAAAAUACUCCCUGUACGAGGUCCAUGUCAGUGGCGAAGAGCGUCAGCUGGACCUGGACGAGAAGCCGCUUGUUGUUCAGCUGAACUGGAACAAAGACGACAGAGAGGGACGCUUCGUCCUGAAGAAUGAGAACGACAUCCUGCCCAAGAAGAGUCAGAGUAAUGGGCCCGAGAAGGAGAAGGAUGGAGUGAUUCAGAACUUCAAGAGGACUUUGUCCAAGAAGGAGAAGAAGAAGGAAAAGAAGAAAGAGAAGGAGUUCGCCCGGAUCCCUGACGGAGAUGAGCAAAUGCUCAGCCGGGAGGACGGGGAAAACAGUCGGCUGGCGGCAGAGGUCUACAAAGACAUGCCCGAGACCAGCUUUACCAGGACAAUCUCCAACCCAGAGGUGGUGAUGAAGCGGAGGCGCCAGCAGAAGCUGGAGAAACGCAUGCAGGAGUUCAUGAGCAGUGAUGGGAGGCCCGACUCAGGGGGAACUUUGCGGAUAUAUGCAGACAGUCUGAAGCCCAACAUCCCCUACAAGACCAUCCUGCUCUCCACAAGAGACACAGCUGACUUUGCCGUGGUGGAGGCGUUGGAGAAGUACGGACUGGAGAAGGAGAACCCCAGAGAGUACUGCAUCGCCCGGCAAGAUGAUAAGUCGGGCAAGGAGGCGAUUCUGGACGAUACUGAGUGUCCGCUGCAGAUCUUCAGGGACUGGCCUGCCGACAGAGGAGCGCUAGUGUUCCAGCUGAAGAAGAGACCCCCAGACUACCAGGGGAGGAAGGGAAGAAAGGUGGACGACAAGGGCCUCCGAGGGAAGGAAGGCAGCAGCUCCCUGCCGCCUGAGAAACUGCCUUAUCUGGUGGAGCUGAGCCCAGGGCGAGGGAAUCACUAUGCCUACUACGCCUAUCGGCACCACGAAGACGGGUCUGACUCACGGGACAAGCCAAAGCUGUACCGGCUUCAGCACAGCAUCACUGAGGUCGGCUCAGACUGCACAGAGGAUGGAGCCAUCCAGCUGCUAGGUCCGGGGAUUCUUCCCCAUCACUGCAACCUGAUGCACAGUGAAGGUAUGGUGACUGUGACGCCGCACGGCCCCGACGCCGACACCUUUGUCGAUGGACAACGCAUUACCGAGACAACAGUGCUGCGCCCGGGCUCCACCCUCCAGUUUGGUUCUGCUCACGUCUUUAAGUUUGUGGACCCAAUGUUCGACCAGGGAGGGAAGAGAGAACCGGCAGCCAUGAUGAGGAGCCGACACAAGUCUGGCAGUGUACCAGAAACCAACUUCGACCUUCACGGAGACGUCCACAGUGGAGCUGCCCUGCCUACCAGCAAGAGCUCAGGAAAACUGGAAAUGGAGAGAGGAAUGGUCAAACCCAUGAUCAGAGGAGAGCAGCAGGACAGCAGGUCUCAGGACAUUUCAGCAGACAGAACAGAGUUGACUCUGCCAGCCAGCAUUGAGUUUAGAGAUAACUCUGAAGACACCUUCCUGUCAGCCAUCAUCAAUUACACCAACAGCUCCACAGUUCACUUCAAACUCUCACCCACGUAUGUCCUGUACAUGGCCUGCCGCUACGUCCUCUCGCCCUCUUACCGGCCAGACAUGUCGCCGUCCGAGAGGACACACAAGGUCAUCGCCAUCGUCAACAAGAUGGUGAGCAUGAUGGAGGGAGUCAUCCAGAAGCAGAAGAACAUUGCAGGAGCGCUGGCUUUCUGGAUGGCCAACGCCUCCGAGCUGCUCAACUUCAUCAAGCAGGACCGAGACCUGAGCCGCAUCUCGCUGGACGCCCAGGACAUCCUCGCCCAUCUGGUGCAGAUGGCCUUCAAGUACCUGGUUCACUGUCUCCAGGCUGAUCUGAAUAACUACAUGCCUGCCUUCCUGGACGACCCAGAGGAACAUAAUCCACAAAGACCCAAGAUAGAGGAUGUCCUGCACACCCUGACGGGGGCGAUGUCGCUACUGCGGCGGUGUCGGGUCAACGCCGCGCUGACCAUCCAGCUCUUCUCGCAGCUCUUCCACUUCAUCAACAUGUGGCUGUUCAACAAGCUGGUGACGGACACAGAGUCAGGGCUGUGUUGCCACUACUGGGGGGCCAUCCUCCGUCAGCAGCUCAGCCACAUCGAGGCCUGGGCCGAGAAGCAGGGCCUGGAGCUCGCUGCUGACUGCCACCUCAGUCGAAUUGUACAGGCCACCACCCUGCUGACCAUGGACAAGUACUCCAUGCAGGAUGUGCAGAACAUCCAUAACACCUGCUUCAAGCUCAACUCCCUGCAGCUCCACGCCCUCAUGACCAACUACCACUGUGCUCCAGAUGAACCUUACAUCCCGCCUGAGCUGAUAGACCACGUGGUGGCAGUGGCGGAAAACACAGCAGAUGAGCUGGCGAGGAGUGACGGGAGAGAGGUUCAGCUGGAGGAGGAUCCAGACCUCCAGCUGCCCUUCCUCCUUCCCGAGGAUGGGUACUCCUGCGACGUGGUACGCAGCCUCCCCAACGGCCUGCAGGACUUCCUGGACCCGCUGCUGCAGAGAGGCUUUUGUCGGUUAACACCCCAUCCUCGUUCACCCGGUACCUGGACCGUCCACUUUGAAGGAGCUGACUGUGACAGCCACUUCUCUGCAGCUGACAACUCUGAAAUGCCAAUGAGGAAAGAGCCGGAGGUUGUCACAGUAACCCUGAAGAAGCACAACGGCAUGGGCCUCAGCAUUGUGGCUGCCAAGGGUGCUGGCCAGGAGAAGUUGGGCAUCUACAUCAAGUCUGUUGUCAAAGGAGGAGCAGCUGACAUGGACGGUCGUUUGGCUGCAGGUGACCAGCUGUUGAGUGUGGACGGGCGCAGUCUGGUCGGCCUAUCGCAAGAGAGGGCGGCAGAGCUGAUGACCAGGACGGGCGCAGUUGUUACUUUGGAGGUCGCCAAACAGGGGGCCAUUUACCACGGACUGGCUACCCUCCUCAACCAGCCGAGCCCCAUGAUGCCAAGAGCAUCGGACCGAGGCCGUGAGAAGAACGGGAAAAUGCGACCAAAGAGCGAAGGCUUUGAGUUGUACAACAGCUCGGUGCAGAACGGCUCUCCAGAGAGUCCGCAGGCGGGCUGGGACUGUUACCCCGAACCAAAGAAGAUGAGCGGCGAAGACCGGCUUCUCAAGAACCGAGCCGACCACCGCUCCAGCCCCAACGUGGCCAAUCAGGGCCAGAGUCCCGCAGGCAAAGCGGUUUACCCCGGAGGACCUGGCACUAAGAUCACCUCCGUCUCCACCGGCAACCUGUGUGCGGAUGAUGAGCCCUCCCCUCCCCGUCCAGAGGCCUACCCCAUCCCCACCCAGACCUACCCCAGGGAGUACUUCACCAUCCCGGCCUCCAAGAGCCAGGAUCGGGUAGUGGGUCCUGGGCAGGGCCCCUCACAGCACUGGCAGGGCAUGGAGGACAGAGAACGCCUCGCCGUGGUGGACAACAUCCACAAUAGCAUGCAGCGGGUCAACCACUCUCAGGAGGAGCUGUACCCCCCGCCAGGAGGUCUGAGGCCAGACGAGCGCAUGCAGCCACACUACCAACAGGACUACCAGCAUCGGGACCUGGACUACCAACACAGAGACCUUGACUACCAGAGAGGUCCACCAGGAGGCGUGGGAGGUCCUGACCACUGGGCCCCUCAGCCGCAGGUGUCCUCCUCGUUGGAGUCAUCCACAUCUAGCCAGGAGCACCUCAACUUCUCAGCCUCCUCCUCCUCCUCCAACAAGACCCAGAACCAGAAGACCGGGCCGGGCCGAUGGAAGACGCCCAACGCCCCUCACGCUGUGCCGCCACAUUCGGCCCAGCCGCCAUCCCGCUCGGAUCUUCCCCCUCCUCCGCCACCGCCGCCAGCUCCUUACCCCGACGCCUACGACCCCUACGACCCCCAGCCUGACCUGCCGCUCCCACCCCCUCCCUCUGCUGUCAACCCCGCAGCAGCUCAGCAGGCUGCCGACCGCAAGAAACGUGAGGAGCAGCAGCGCUGGUAUGAGAAGGAAAAAGCUCGGCUGGAGGAGGAGAGGGAGAGGAAGAGGAGGGAGCAGGAGCGGAAGUUGGGUCAGAUCCGGGCCAACCCCGUCAUGCCCGUCCAGCCUCACAACAACGGAGGAGCCAUGCCUCCUCCUCACCACCAGCCGCCUCUGGCGUCUGUGGCCCCACCCCAGCCCUACCCGCCCCCGCAGCCUCAACCCCAGCCUCCCCCAUCCAGACCGGAGAAGCUCGCCACCCUGCCGCGGUCAGCUGUUCCUCCGCCUGCCAGUGCCUCCAACCCCGCCGGCAUGGACACGGUGAUCAGGGAGCUCCUACCGCAGCAGCAGCCGCGGACCAUCGAGAGGCGAGACCUGCAGUACAUCACCAUCAGUAAGGAGGAGCUGACGUCCAGCGACAGUCUGUCUCCGGACCCCUGGAAGAGAGACGCCCGCGAGAAGGCCGAGAAACAGCAGCAGCUCCACAUCGUGGACCUGCUGGACAAGGAGAUCCAGGAGCUCCAGGCUAAGCCGGAGCGAACAGCGGAGGAGAGCGACCGCCUCAGGAAGCUGAUGCUAGAGUGGCAGUUCCAGAAACGACUGCAGGAGUCCAAGCAGAGCGACGAAGACGAGGAGGAGGAGGAUGACGAGGACAUGGACACCAUGAUGAUCAUGCAGAGGCUGGAGGCCGAGAAGAGAGCCAGGCAGCAGACUGCUGUCCCAGCUAUCUCUGUUCUAGACUUGUUGCAGGACGAGGAGCGACGGCGUAAGCAGCAGCUGGAGGAGAUUCGCAAGCGGGAGGCGGAGGAACGAGCAAAGCAGGAGGAGGAGAGGAGGUGGAGGGAGGAGGAGAGAGCCAAACGAGAGGCAGAGGAGAAGAGGAGACAGGAGGAGGAGUACUACACUCGCCUGGAGGCCGAGCGGCGCCGGCAGCACGAGGAGGCCGAGAGAAAGCUGCUGACGCCCGACGAGCCGGCCGGUCUGUAUCGGCCCCCGCUGCCCCGGGAUUACCAACCCCCCGCCCCCCACAACCCUACUAACACCCCCCCGCCCCCCCCACAGAGAAACACCUCCUACCUCAAAACCCAGGUCGCCUCCCCCGACACGCUCUACACCGCCAAGUUUGUCUCCUACGCGGGCGAUGAGGAAAACGAGGAGGAAGGCAAGGAAGCCCCCCGAGCAGGGAGUGGCGGCGGCGGGCAGUCAGGUCAGGUGAAGCUGUCGGCGACCCGGAAGUCGUACGGCGACCUCCCGGCCGCCGCCUCGCCAAAUCACAGCAGGCCUCAGCCGCCGCCCACUGCGCGCAAGCCCCGUCCUCUUUCUGACGGCAUCUUCCUGUCUGGCUCGUUCCAGCCGCCAGUCAACAACUCCAACAGUACAGGUCCCCCCCUUCCUGCCAAACCCAGCUCCAUCCCCCCAGGAGGCUUUAAAGGAUUUAACUCGUACACUGGAAACUUGGCAGGAGUUGUAGGAUCAGGAGAAGUCUACAAGGAACCGCGAGACAAAUGGACGAAGAGUCAGGAGCAGGAGAACUCGAUCCCCAGCGGCGCUCCGGAGAGUCUGACCUUCAAGGAGCGCCAGCGUCUCUUCUCUCAGGGGAAGGAGGUUUCCAACAAGGUCAAGGCUUCGCGCAAACUCACGGAGCUGGAGAACGAGCUCAACACCAAACAGUAGACCCGAGCCUUUCACCUCCCAGUGCCACCUCGACGCCAGCGUCACCACGGUAACGUUGAGGUGCUCCUGGGGGGAAGAAGAAGAAGAAGAAGAAAAAAAAAAAAAACAGGUCGAGAGAGCCGGCGCUCGCUUCCCUACCACUGACUGUCUCCUCCUGUUUGUGUUGUUUUCCCCUUUUUAUUUUUUUAUUUUAAUCAUCCGAUAACUGGACCAUUCACUAUUUUGACGUAGCUAUAUCGUUGCAAUAGGAGAGACAUUUAUGGCUUAAAAAUUUCUUCCCCCCUCGUUAAGGUCUGUCAAAGAUAUAUAAUGAUAAAGCACUGUAAAAAAGUUUUAAUUAUAUCUAGUGAGAAUUUGAGAAUCACACGACAAAGGGGGGAUAUAUUUUUGUUUGUAAAAUGGUUUUGGGGGCAAGGGACGGAGAAAGGUUUCUUCUCAUUUUAAUUUUUUUUUUUUUUUUAAAUAGCUUACUGAAAUACGAACAAUUUUACGGUGUUAUUUUAUGCUCUGUUUCUGCAUCAUGUUGUUUUCACACUUUUAAUUCCUUCUUGCCAGCAGAAAUGCCCGAGGUUGAGCUCCAGACCGGUCUUUAUUUUUAUUUUCUUGUUUUUUUUUUUUUUAAAUUUAAAUUCUCAGUGAGUGAAAACACUGUUAUUUCAUUCCGUAGCAAGAAAGCAUGGGAUUUUUUUUUUUUUUGUUUUUUCUUUUCUUUUGUGAUGUUUUAGCUAAACUCUGAAAGAUUCUCCAGAGGAGGAUUGUACAGUCCAGAGAAGGAUCUUUAAGUGCACAACAUUACUGUAAAUAUUCGGGUCCACAACUGUCUCACUCUUUUACUACUGUAGAAACCUGCCAGGCUACUAAAAACUGCAAAACUAAUGUGACGUAACAGCAUUUUGGUGACAGAAAAUCCAACAGGAAGUUUGGCCAAAACUGGACUGUCUCCCUGCUGCUCCUCACUGUCAGUGGAGUUAAAAUUUUUAAAUGUUUCGCCCCAACCUGAGGUGACUUUCAUUUUACUUUCUUUUAAAUCAAAUAGUCUUUUUUUUUUUUUUUUUGCAGAGUUGUGUGAAAUUAAUUUGACUGGAUUAUAACCUAAAUUCAAGCCGGAAAAAUUAACUCCUUUCAUUCACAGUGUGAUUGAUGCUGGUUUUCACAAUAAAAAAA
Molecule: messenger RNA, 7297 nt
Organism: Xiphias gladius (swordfish)
Lineage: Eukaryota; Metazoa; Chordata; Actinopteri; Istiophoriformes; Xiphiidae
Gene: afdna
Product: afadin, adherens junction formation factor a
Exons: 38
Coding region: 245-6133 (1962 amino acids)
Biological process (GO): signal transduction; regulation of protein localization
Cellular component (GO): adherens junction
Molecular function (GO): cell adhesion molecule binding
Source: RefSeq, a predicted model, not a curated record